UUGUAGCCCUGAACAGACAACUUGGUCUGCUGUUACACAGUUGUUGCUCACUUCUGAAGAGAAAGAAAACCUAGAAAAGAGUCAGCAGUCAUCAUUAUGUAUUGUUUCUGCAACCAAAUUUGACAGAAAGUGAGCCAUUUCCCGAAAAGCUCUCCAGACUCAAAAGGACAGGAGAAACUCAACCUCAAAAGUUGUAACACUUUCCAAAUUUUACUCAAGCUUCACAGCAAGCACGAUGGAUGAGCUGAUAAAACGCAAUAAAGGGGACAUUGAGGUCUUUGUUGAUACUUGGCUUCUGACAAGGAAGAGGCCAAACAAAUUAAUUUUGCUCGCCAGGGAUAAAAUUUAUUGCGAUUACUCUGGCAAGGGAGAGGCAGACAACAAACUUUUAGAUGAGUUAAGAGAACAGUUAAAUGACGGGCAAGCUGAGACAUUCAAACUAGUCACAAAUCACUCUCUAAAUCAUGAACGUGGCAACAAAGUAAGAGAAUUUUUGGAUAUACACAAGAAUGUGACAUUUGAGAUUGCAGUAGCCCAUGUUCAUAGAGGGGCAAUACAUGGCCAUGACCGCCUUGUACUGAGGACACUCAGAGGUAAGGAUUGGCCACACGUAAUAAGACUUAUCCUACAGAAGGAUGGAUGGAAUGGAUGGGAUGGUGCAUGGACAGGACUGAAUCUAAUGCAGUGGGAUAUGGUAAAGGAAAGUAUUCAAAGACCACAAAAUUGUAACUGGGAAGAAGACUUAGAAAGAAAUGCCAAGCUUGAAGAUUGGGAAGAUGACUGGAUAUCUCGUCUCAAGAGGAUAGAAAGCUGUGGCCCUAAUGAUUGGGUAACGGAAGUUGUGGAGUUUGGAGAUGGGACAAGCCGGAAUAGAGCAAUGCAGUUGUUGUACAAUUAUGGUAGGGGUGGACUUAAACAUGUACUGGAAAGCAUUGAUCCUGACCAGGAUGACGGAAAGGGUUACGCUUUUCUGCUGUAUGUGCUUAAAACCUUAAGACCAGAUGGAGUUUGGAGAAAACUCAAGCCUAGGGGUGACAGUGCAGCAGAAAGCGAGAUCAGAGUAAGUGUGGAAGAAGUAUUGCGUUGGCGCAUUGUUGCAGACUAUGUGGCACAAAAGGAACUUAAGUAUCAGCAAGAUAGACAAGCACAAGAAGGAAAUCAGGCUGAAGCUGCAGCCAAAGCCAACUAAUCAAACACAAAAUGAAAUUUUUUCUUACUAGGCACAGAACUAAGCUUCCCAACAUGCCACCUUUCACUUAAGAAAACAACAAAUUUGUUUGACUUCUGAAAGCAUCUAAAUCAAAUAAAUACGGGCACAUGCUGAAUACACCAGGUCACCUAAAUCAUCCAUACCAGUAAGGUGUAGCUUGAUAAAACAAGUAAAGUUUUGCACACACUGAUUGAACUGAAUUUCUGAAGUAACGUCACCCACUGAUAUAUGCAGCCAGAAGAAAACUGAAUAAAGCAUCUCUAAUAACAAUCUGGAUAUGAAACAAAAAUUGGGUUAGCUUAGACUUACUUAGCUUAAAUGUAAUGUACAGUGUAUGUUCAAAAUUUCUAUGGGUUUUGAAUGGUGUGAAAAUUUACGAGUGAAAAGAAAUGUUAAUCUUACAGGAAAGUCAGCCGAGAUUGUGAAGAUUCCAAUAUCAGCAUGUAUCAAUGGUUUUCUUUGGGAUGAAUAUGUAGAAAUAUUUCACACACUUUGUAUGCUGAAUCAAAAAGUCAGUAAAAUUUGAGAAGCCGUAACACACUAAAUCAAUGAGAAAAUUGAGGCAAGAAAUUAUACACACUGUUUGAUUAUUCUUGUUUUAUGUAUAUGUUAACCAGUUGUAUCAAGCUGUAAUGUUUUUGAAUAAAACACAUCAAGGCAUGUAACUGGUUUAGUGUAUAAUCACUCGGAGCUUUUUUUCUUCACAGUCAAGGGUGAAGGAGUGUAAUUACAUCAUUAGUCGACAAAAAUGUUUGUUCAGAUUUAUAAGCUUCAAUUUAAUACAUGUUCAAAUUUUCUAUUAAUUAUUAGUUGUAGAUGCUACUUGCACUUCAUCCUUCUGCCUCAACAAAUUAAUAAGAGUUUUGGAUACUUGAUUAAAAUAUAUCAGAUUUUAGGAUAAAAUAAGAUAUUAGCCUUAGAUAUUGGUUCUUGUUGAUAUAUGUACUCAGUGAAAUGAAGCAAAAUUACUAUCAUUUGUGGCUACAGGUGAACUUGUGAUUUCUAUCAAGUGACUUUAAAUCUUGGGUUAACGAGGUUGCAUCUUCUCUCAAAGGAGUCAAUGUUCCUUGGCUUUGUGCCUUUUGAAUGGCAAAGAUAUGUACACUUAAGCAUUUAUAUUAUAUUGAAAGGUCUGUAACACUUAAGGGUUAUUAAUAAAAAACAAAUAGCCAUUUAAUCAACAUGAAAAUUAAAGACAAGAUGAAAAAUGAUAUAUUCUACAAAUUGUUCUAGACAGGCUAACCAGCUGCAUCAGUGACAUCACUGUAUAUAUAGUGAUAUAUCGUGGUUGAACUUAAUGUUGUAUAAAAAAUAAGACAUGAAACUGGCCAAGUUUAUAAACCCUCGGUGCUUAAUUUCCACAAGCAAAAGUCAAGUAGUGUUAUUCAAUAGUUAACCCUAACAGUCCUCAGUCCUCCAACAGGUGAAUGAUUGAGGACCAUUAUGGCUAUUAGAAAAACUGUCAGCUUAGACUUAACACCUAAUUAUUUAAGCUGUAUUAGCCAGUUAUACUUUGUGCUCCUGCAUCAACUUUAGGAUAAUGUAAGAUUUUUAGAUCUUAGAUAUUGGGUCUUGAUGGUAUUUAGGGAAAGGUAUUACAAUCAUUUGUACCUAAAAGCCAACUGAUAAGUCAUUUUAACACAUUGUUGUUUUUGUCAAAUGAUACUUUAAACUCUUGAGUUAAAGACGUUGCAUCUUCUUUAAAGGGAUCCAAAGUUCCCAUGUUUUGUGUGUUUUGAAUGGCAAAGAUGUCUACACUUCAGCACCUGUGGAUUCAACCGUGGGCGUGCAUGUGUAAUAACUAAGCAAUCAGGGUUGGCAGACAUCUUUGUAGUCAUUUUGGCUCACCAGCUGUUUUAAUUAAAAUCAACUUUUUUUAACUCGACUGUGUGAAUAAUCAAAAUAUGAAUUAAUUUGAUUAAAUGUAUCCAACUCUGAACUAGAUUAUGAUGAAAUGUGACUACAUGUAAGCUUGCCAAUUUUUUUCACAAGCUCUCGGUCAAGCAUCGAGUAAUCAGUGUUUAUAAACACAAGUACAUAUGUCACGUAAGGGCAAAACCAGUAUAAAUUAAAAUUAACUUCUCCCAGACACAAAGUACAUCUUGAUUCUUGACAUUAGUGAACAAGUCCAAACAGAGUCCAAAAUCACAAGUAUUACACUGCUUGUAUUAGACACAUUAAAUAUUGUCCUACUGUGAGUAGUAAAGAAUGACUUAACUGAAA
Acanthaster planci (crown-of-thorns starfish) is the source of this 3433-nucleotide messenger RNA. RefSeq lists its product as uncharacterized. Lineage: Eukaryota; Metazoa; Echinodermata; Asteroidea; Valvatida; Acanthasteridae. The record is from RefSeq and is a predicted model, not a curated record.